This is a messenger RNA of Panthera uncia (snow leopard), 3505 nucleotides long. RefSeq names its product SEC14 like lipid binding 1 (gene SEC14L1). The transcript is spliced from 17 exons. The record is from RefSeq and is a predicted model, not a curated record. Gene Ontology annotation, cellular component: cytoplasm; cytosol. NCBI's taxonomy places the organism in Eukaryota, Metazoa, Chordata, Mammalia, Carnivora, Felidae. Gene Ontology annotation, molecular function: RIG-I binding. The coding region runs from base 706 to 2853 and encodes 715 amino acids. Gene Ontology annotation, biological process: negative regulation of RIG-I signaling pathway.
CCUGCGGGAGACAGAAUUUGGGGUCUGAUCCCGUCCCCGGCUCCCCUCCCCCGGGCCGGUCGGGGCUGGGGGCCCGCGGGGGCCGCCGCGCUGGAGCCCCCGUACCGGCCCGAGGGCCCGGCUGCCCUCAGCCUGCGCGCGGUGGACUCCCUGGGUCUGGCCAUUGGCUGAUUUUUAAGCACCAAUUGUCAUGCAAUAGAGGCUGCCCGGGUCCGGGGUGCCACUUGGCCGUCGUAACUCCGGAUUCCCACGUAGGAGGUUUCUCUGGACCCGAGCAUCCGAAGCUGGAACUGGCAGGAGUUCAGAAGUUCGUGAAUUAGCAGGUUCCCCAGCGUGGGUUCUGCCGGGCAGUGGAAUCGUGAAUGGAUGUUAGAGUAUCUCAGCCGAGCACUGCUUUUUGAGUCUCCCAGCCCCCCGCAUCCCUUUGUAUACCCCGUAAUCGCCCUCCCCUUCUCUGGGAGAUCCUCGGAAAUCCGUUUUCCCGGUUUUCAAAUUGUGCUCCAGCAUCGCCAGGGUUGCAAAACGGAAUCGAUCGUGGUCCCAAGCGCAUCAGGACCUGCCAGUCCCAGACUAGACUUUGGGCUCCUUGAGUAGUUUCCAUUUUGUACUUUGGACUAGCCCCUCACCGUAUCCAGCAUGAAGUAACCUUCUUAAUGAUUAUCCUCAGCAGGACAGGUGUGAGAGGUUUGCUGUUGUGUUACAAUCAUGGUGCAGAAAUACCAGUCACCAGUGAGGGUGUAUAAACACCCCUUUGAGUUAAUUAUGGCUGCCUACGAAAGGAGGUUCCCUACGUGUCCUUUGAUCCCGAUGUUUGUGGACAGUGACACCGUGAACGAGUUCAAGAGCGAAGACGGGGCCGUUCACAUUAUAGAACGGCGCUGCAAGCUGGACAUAGACGCACCAAGGCUGCUGAAAAAGAUUGCAGGAGUCGAUUAUGUUUAUUUUGUCCAAAAAAACUCACUGAAUUCUCGGGAACGUACUUUGCACAUCGAGGCCCAUAACGAAACGUUCUCCAACCGGGUCAUCAUCCACGAACGUUGCUGCUACACUGUUCACCCUGAAAAUGAAGAUUGGACCUGUUUUGAACAGUCUGCAAGUUUAGAUAUUAAAUCUUUCUUUGGUUUCGAAAGUACAGUGGAAAAAAUUGCAAUGAAACAGUACACCAGCAACAUAAAAAAAGGGAAAGAAAUCAUUGAAUACUAUCUUCGUCAGCUGGAAGAAGAAGGCAUCACGUUCGUGCCCCGUUGGACUCCGCCUCCCAUAGCUUCCUCUUCAGAGACGUCCUUGUCCUGCAAGAAACAGGCGGCGUCCUCGGCUGCUGUCGUCUCGGAUGCUGCUCAGGCGGAGGGGCUGGGUGGCGAGGCCCUCAGCAGCCCCGGCGGGCCGCCCGAGCCGGCGGCGGGGACCCCUGAAGACAAACUAGACGCAGACUACAUCAAGAGAUACCUGGGGGACUUGACCCCGCUGCAGGAGAGUUGCCUGAUCCGGCUUCGCCAGUGGCUCCAGGAAACCCACAAGGGCAAAAUUCCAAAGGACGAGCACAUUCUUCGGUUCUUACGUGCCCGGGACUUCAACAUCGACAAAGCCAGGGAGAUCAUGUGUCAGUCUUUGACUUGGCGGAAGCAGCACCAGGUGGACUACAUCCUCGAUACCUGGAGCCCCCCCCAGGUCCUCCAGGACUACUACGCCGGAGGCUGGCACCAUCACGACAAAGACGGCCGGCCGCUCUACGUGCUCAGGCUGGGGCAGAUGGACACCAAGGGUUUGGUGCGAGCGCUCGGCGAGGAGGCUUUGCUGCGAUACGUUCUCUCCAUAAACGAAGAAGGGCUGAGACGGUGUGAGGAAAAUACAAAAGUCUUUGGUCGACCUAUCAGUUCGUGGACCUGCCUGGUGGACCUGGAGGGUCUGAACAUGCGCCACCUGUGGAGACCCGGCGUCAAGGCCUUGCUGCGCAUCAUAGAGGUGGUCGAGGCCAACUACCCCGAGACGCUCGGCCGCCUCCUCAUUCUUCGCGCCCCCAGGGUGUUUCCCGUCCUCUGGACGCUGGUUAGUCCAUUCAUCGAUGACAACACCAGAAGGAAAUUCCUGAUUUACGCAGGAAAUGACUACCAGGGUCCUGGCGGCCUGCUGGAUUACAUCGAUAAAGAGAUUAUUCCAGAUUUCCUGAGCGGGGAGUGCAUGUGUGAAGUGCCCGAGGGCGGACUGGUCCCCAAAUCUCUGUACAGGACCGCGGAGGAGCUGGAGAACGAAGAUCUCAAGCUGUGCACCGAGACCAUCUACCAGUCUGCCAGCGUCUUCAAGGGAGCCCCGCACGAGAUCCUCAUUCAGAUUGUGGAUGCCUCUUCGGUGAUCACUUGGGAUUUUGACGUGUGCAAAGGGGACAUCGUCUUCAACAUCUACCACUCCAAGAGGUCGCCCCAGCCUCCCAAAAAGGACUCCCUGGGGGCGCACAGCAUCACUUCCCCGGGAGGGAACAACGUGCAGCUGAUAGACCGAGUCUGGCAGCCGGGCCGUGACUACAGCAUGGUCGAGUCCCCUCUGAUCUGCAAAGAAGGGGAGAGCGUGCAGGGCUCGCACGUGACGCGGUGGCCGGGCUUCUACAUCCUGCAGUGGAAGUUCCACAGCAUGCCGGCGUGUGCCGCCACCAACCUGCCCCGGGUGGACGACGUGCUGGCCUCGCUGCAGGUGUCGUCCCACAAGUGCAAAGUGAUGUACUACACCGAGGUGAUCGGGUCCGAGGACUUCCGGGGCUCCAUGACCAGCCUGGAGUCCAGCCACAGCGGGUUCUCGCAGCUGAGCGCCGCCACCACGUCCUCCAGCCAGUCUCACUGCGGCUCCAUGGUUUCCAGGUAGUGCCGCGACGCCCGUGCCCGGUGCGCGGAGGGGACAGCGCGCCUCCUCGGACGGCCCGCCGCGCUCCGCCCCCUGCCGGCGGCCGCGUUGUGCCGACUCGUCACCUUGUAGGCCGCGGAUAGCUCUGCAGGCGGCAGUCGUAGUCCUCCGCCCCGGGCCCUCUCGGCAGGUAGUUUUAACUCUAACUCGAUAGCCAUAGAUUUUGUACACAGUGGGCACAAAAGCAAACCAGAGCACAAGGGCUCCCUCGAAAGGCAAGUAGCUCGUGUACAGUUAAGACGUUGACUUUGCCUCCGAAGCUGAUGCAAAAAACGUUUCCGACAACCUCCACACGCUGUCCCUUAGUGGAUGGGUCCCCACACCGUCCUUCAGAGACGAGCCACCCCCAUACCCGGAGCGGAAGCUGCCAGCUGGUCCCCACCCCGCGUGCACAGCCGACCCGGCCCGCAGGUUGAGUGGCCGCCCCCCCCCCCCCCCCCCGUCGUUCCCGGGGGCAGACCUGCUACCCCGGGAGGCCUUGGGGGUGGCCGGUGGGAGCGCCGAGCUCUGCUCCCGCGGGCAGGUGCGUCCACGGUCAGGGGACCCUCGGGGACUCCCCGCGACGCCCGGAAACCACCGCCGUCAUUAAACACUUCCUCUUGCCUCCUUUUCA